UACCGGUCCUACAAUCGCAUGUUGUGAAAAUGGAGGUUGUGUUUCGCUGGUGUCUCUCUCGCACCCAUGGGUUUCAUACCUGUGGUCGUUGUUUCGCUAAAGAGCCUUUUUCUGCGUCCUGUGAAAGCAUGUUGAACACGUUGACACGACUGGCUUCCAACUCGCAUACAAGGAAAAACAUCACAACGACGCUGUCCAAGUAUUCUUCGAAGGAAGGUCUGGUGCUAGGCGUGUAUCGGGAGAAGGAUUCUCGACUGGUGCUCACUCCAGCUGCUAAAGAAUAUGUCUCCAGGAAUAAACUGGAUGCGGCCAUGGAAUUGUUCAAGAUGUCAUGGAAGAAAGGUGAAACUCGCAGUUUCUACGGACUGGACAGUGCGAAGUAUCCACUCAUGUGCUUCGUCAACUUGGGUCCUAGGCAUCCUGUGGAAAACCCUCUAGAAGAACGGGAUGAGCAUGCAGAGAAUAUUCGCGAUGCCAUAUCUGCGGCCGUCCGCAGGUUACGAACCGUCGGAGCCUCUUCCAUCGAUAUUGAUCCGUGUAAUAAUGCGGAAGCGGCAGCAGAAGGCUCCCACCUGGCCCUCUGGAGUUACGACGAGCUCAAAAGGAAUCGUGAACCACCCGUAAAGUUGAACCUCUUGGACUGUACGCAAGAGACACAGUGGCUGAGGGGCGUCAUCAAGUCUCAGGGACAGAACCUGGCAAGAAGGCUGUGUGAGACCCCUGGCAACCUCAUGACCCCCACAAUCUUUGCUCGCACAGCCACAGAAACGCUUCAAGGUCUCGGUGUCCAGGUUAUCACGAGGGACAAGAAAUGGAUAAAAGAAAAAAAGAUGGGGUCCUUCCUGAGUGUCUCCCAGGGGUCAGAAGAGCCACCCAUCUUUUUGGAACUGCAAUACAAUGGACAUCUUCAUGGAGAGCCCACAGUCUUUGUCGGGAAAGGUGUUACCUUUGACAGUGGUGGCAUUUCAAUCAAGCCAUCUGCCAACAUGGAUCUCAUGCGAGGUGACAUGGGUGGAGCCGCGUCUGUGGUUGGUGCCUUUUUUGCCAUUGCCAGCCUCAAGAUUCCCAUUCAUCUUGUGGGCCUCAUACCCCUGACAGAAAAUAUGCCCAGUGGAAGAGCGACUAAGCCAGGUGACGUUGUUACGGCUAUCAACGGAACGACCAUCCAGGUGGACAACACAGAUGCAGAAGGGAGGCUCAUCCUGGCAGAUGCUCUCUGCUACUCGGCUACAUUUAAGCCCAGUGUUGUCGUCGAUGUUGCGACACUCACGGGGUCCAUGAAUGUGGCCCUGGGGUCGGGUGCAGCUGGUACUUUUUGUACCUCAGACAUCCUGUGGAAUCUGUUGUAUCGGGCUGGUAAAAUGUCGGGGGACCGUCUGUGGAGGAUGCCCUUGUUUGAGCACUACAAGAAGCAAGUGACCAAGGCCCAUUUAGCAGACUUGUCCAACGUUGGAAAACACAGUCCCAGUGCCGGCUGUUGCGUCGCAGCUGCAUUCCUCAGGGAGUUUGUUCCAGUGAAGCAUUGGGCACACAUAGAUAUAGCUGGUGUAAUGAAUGUCAAGGAUGAAAUUUCAUAUCUUGGACCAGGAAUGACUGGGCGACCCGUUCGUACCCUGGUAGAAUUUGCGCAACUCUUGGCCACAACUCCGGACAACCUUUUCUAGAAAUACUUUCUAUUCACAGAUUGUUGAAAUAGACAACUAAUAAAACCGUAUAAAGUGACAA
Molecule: messenger RNA, 1725 nt
Organism: Ornithodoros turicata
Lineage: Eukaryota; Metazoa; Arthropoda; Arachnida; Ixodida; Argasidae
Product: cytosol aminopeptidase-like
Exons: 14
Coding region: 30-1664 (544 amino acids)
Biological process (GO): proteolysis
Cellular component (GO): cytoplasm
Molecular function (GO): metalloaminopeptidase activity; manganese ion binding
Source: RefSeq, a predicted model, not a curated record